AUGAGUGUUAGCGACGAUGAAAUCUUUAACGAAGAACUUGAAGAUAAAAACUUUACGGAAAAGAAUGCAAAAAAAAAAGUAGACAUUUGUAAAACAUCAACAGAACUUUAUUUGAACCGAAUUCGUGGUUUAAUUCCACCACUUAAAUCUAACUUUCUGCCACUUAAUUAUAAUAUAUCGACUUUACUAAAUUUUAAAGCUGAAUAUAAUGGAGAAACUUGGCACGAAUAUCUUAAAAAUGUGGCUCAAAUUUGUAAACAAACAAAAAUAGAUACAGAUUGGCUGGAAAUUUUUUCUGCUUACAAUUAUGCAAAUGCAAUAAUUCAACAAACUAAAGAUAAAACAUUCACAUUUGAAAUUGACAGAGAAAAGAACCAAAUUGCAAUGUUCAAAGAUUCUGUUCCAGUUUUUGCAUUAGAAGAGCAAGCAAAAAGAGCCGAAUUAUAG
This is a messenger RNA of Dentiscutata erythropus, 447 nucleotides long. NCBI's taxonomy places the organism in Eukaryota, Fungi, Glomeromycota, Glomeromycetes, Diversisporales, Gigasporaceae. The record is from the annotation of a GenBank genome assembly.